AUGGAGCGCGACGACGACGACGACAUAGAUCUAGACAAUGCUCCACUCGUUGAAAAUCGAUCAUUGCCGAAGCCCCUGGAGGACACGACUGCCGUCCGGGAACCACGAAGAUGGGACUUCUUCGUACUGACGGUGCCGUUCUUUGGUCUUCAGCUUGCUUGGACUGUCCAGCAGGUCUAUGGAAUUCCUUAUUUAUCCUCUCUCGGGGUCCCCAACACUCAGAUGCCCAUCUUUGUGCUGUCUGGACCACUGGCAGGUCUCAUCGGGCCACCAAUUGUUGCAGCGCUCAGUGAGAAAUGCGACGGGCGAUGGGGAAAGAGAAGACCGUUCAUAUUCAGUGGCGGUGUGGGGACCAUUGCCUCCUUCCUCGUCCUAGGCGCCGCCGAGUCUCUGGCAUAUCAGCCUUCAGCCAUGCUGUGGGUCAGCUGCUUCUCGGCUCUGGGGUCGGUAUUUGUCGCUCUUGUCGGGUUGUGGUAUAGCCCAGCUUUCCGGGAUUUGAGUAUUGUGGUGACAUCCAUUAUGGCCUUACUGCUGGGCGUCGUGGCCUUGACAAACACCGCUAGGCUUGGACAUCAGCCGCAUGCUGGCCGAGAGAACGAUGGGACUUGUGUCAUGGUUCGCUUGGUUCUUGGUCCUAAAUUACACCAGCGCCAAAUAGGUACUGACUACUCUUUAGAUGGAGGGACUAAUAUUCCCAGUACUGACAUCGAAGCAUCGCCGAAAUUGCCAUCUGAAUCUGCAAGCGCGAUGUCCCGGGUAGCAUUGAUCUUCCACAUGGCCGCUCUAGCAACACUCGUGGUCGUGUCAACCAUCUGGCGACGAUCUGGACGCCGAAGUCGCUUCGCAAGAGCGCAGCCCCGCGCCGAGACUCACGGUGAUAGCAUGGUUCAUCGCCACAGUAUCAAACUAGCUCACACAAGAAACACACUCAUGGGACUAAUCUGGAAGCCAAGCCUGGCAUCUCUUGCGGCAUCACUGACCGCGGUCUGUCUGCUUGUCUCCGCGGCCAUCAGGCCAUUCUCGUCCACCAUCACAAGCACAGUGUCCUUACUGCUUGGCGGUAAUGGAAUACUGUUCGCAUUAUCGAACUGGGUUCCAUAUGCGCUGAUCGCGUGUGAGGCCUCGGCACAGGCUAGGUCACGGCUUCUUGCGAUGGCAGAGAGCGAUGUAUUCACAGAUGAGGACGAUAUACUAAUGUUGUCAGCAGAGGGCGGAGACGGUAAUCAUGAUAACUCAGAUUUGCACGACGAUGUUCCCUUGCUUUUGGCUGUUCAUAACAUGGCAAUCACUGUGCCACAAAUUGUGGCGUCGGUAGCGAGCUGGGUCUUGAUGCAAUUCCUGGCGCUAUUUGGGCUCGAAGAGGACGUUGUGUGGAUUUUUGCCCUAUGCAUCCCACCUGCGCUGUGGGCCGCUUUCCUGUAG
Molecule: messenger RNA, 1422 nt
Organism: Diaporthe batatas
Lineage: Eukaryota; Fungi; Ascomycota; Sordariomycetes; Diaporthales; Diaporthaceae
Exons: 6
Coding region: 1-1422 (473 amino acids)
Cellular component (GO): membrane
Molecular function (GO): sucrose:proton symporter activity
Source: RefSeq, a predicted model, not a curated record